Rhincodon typus (whale shark) is the source of this 1953-nucleotide messenger RNA. RefSeq names its product protein phosphatase 1, catalytic subunit, gamma isozyme (gene ppp1cc). Lineage: Eukaryota; Metazoa; Chordata; Chondrichthyes; Orectolobiformes; Rhincodontidae. Gene Ontology annotation, molecular function: protein serine/threonine phosphatase activity. Gene Ontology annotation, cellular component: cytoplasm; nucleus. The transcript is spliced from 7 exons. Bases 191 to 1162 code for a protein of 323 amino acids. The record is from RefSeq and is a predicted model, not a curated record.
CCCUCCGCCAGGCGGUGACGCCAUUUUUUUGUGUGGAUUUUUUUUAAAAAAGAGAGAGAGCUCGGGAGGAGAAAAGAAGCGGAGAACGAGGGAAGGAGCGGCCAGAGACUGAGAGGCAUAGAGGCGACAUAUCUACUCGUCACCCUCCCCAACUCCCCCACUCCCCUCUCCGGAAUCACUACCGUGAGCCAUGGCGGAUAUAGACAAGCUGAAUAUAGAUAGUAUUAUUCAGAGGUUGUUGGAAGUGCGAGGUUCUAAACCAGGAAAAAAUGUACAGCUGCAAGAGAAUGAAAUCAGAGGCUUGUGCCUCAAGUCUCGUGAAAUCUUCCUCAGUCAACCUAUUCUUCUGGAACUUGAAGCUCCAUUAAAAAUAUGUGGUGAUAUUCAUGGCCAAUAUUAUGAUUUACUUCGGUUGUUUGAAUAUGGAGGAUUCCCACCAGAAAGCAACUAUCUCUUUCUGGGAGAUUAUGUGGACAGGGGAAAACAGUCUUUGGAAACUAUCUGUCUGUUGUUGGCAUACAAAAUUAAGUAUCCGGAGAAUUUUUUCCUUCUGCGUGGAAACCAUGAAUGUGCCAGUAUAAACAGAAUAUAUGGAUUCUAUGAUGAAUGUAAAAGGAGGUACAAUAUUAAAUUGUGGAAGACUUUUACAGACUGUUUCAACUGCUUACCUAUUGCUGCCAUUGUGGAUGAAAAGAUAUUUUGCUGUCAUGGAGGCUUGUCACCUGAUCUUCAGUCGAUGGAACAAAUCAGACGAAUCAUGCGACCCACUGAUGUGCCUGAUCAAGGGCUUCUCUGUGAUCUCUUGUGGUCUGACCCAGACAAAGAUGUAUUGGGAUGGGGUGAAAAUGAUCGAGGUGUCUCAUUCACAUUUGGAGCAGAAGUAGUUGCAAAAUUCCUUCAUAAACAUGACCUGGAUCUGAUCUGUAGAGCCCACCAGGUUGUAGAAGAUGGAUAUGAAUUCUUUGCCAAAAGACAGUUGGUGACUUUGUUCUCUGCACCCAAUUAUUGUGGGGAGUUUGAUAAUGCAGGUGCUAUGAUGAGUGUGGAUGAAACCUUGAUGUGUUCUUUUCAGAUUUUGAAACCAGCAGAGAAAAAGAAACCUAAUACAAGCCGACCUGUAACGCCACCAAGGAGCAUGAUCACAAAACAAGCCAAGAAAUAAAACCAGGAACUCUGGCAUUGCCUGUUUGGACUUGUAUUAUAACAGUUUGUCUCCAUUUUUAACUUUUUUUUUCUUUUAUGUAAAGUGUAUCUGUCAGCUUGCUUGAAUUAGAUUACUAUUUGUUGACUUGUGGUUUAUCUGCUGUGAUAUACAGAACCAUGGUUGCUGUCUCUGAACAGCAAACAUGUCUUCUCCCCCACCUCUCAAGAUGGAAGAAUAUAAAAUAGUACUGUAGCUGUUUAAUUUGCAUCAGGGCUCCUGAUUGUUAGCACUAGCUGCUAGCAAUAAUGUGCUUAACUGCUAUUCCUCAGCAGGUUUCAAUGUAGGUCAGGGGAGGGGGUUGGUGGGGAAAUAGAAAUGACUUGUAGUUGACAGAAUUUUGACAUUUUGGUACAGUUCACAAAAGUGAUAUAAAUGCCUUGUGAUGACCGUUGUUUUCCUUUUUUUAUUUUUUUAAGACCUGAAGAGGUGAUGCUUGUGAGCUGGUAACUGACCUUUGGGGGGGUUGGGGGGCAAAAUCUCACUGACGUGUAGGAAGUGGCAUACUGUUUAUAAAACCUCAAAGUUAUAGUUCAAAAAAGAUUUUGUACUUUCUCAUGUUUUUAUUUAGAGGAAUGCAUCUGCUUUUUUCCAGUCUACAUGUCUGUUGUGUAAACAACUGUUGUAUAGAUGUCAUGAUUUAGAAGGAUCUGCCCCUCCACUCUGCCAGCAUCACAGAGAAUGACGUAAAUUUGAUUAAGCACACUUCCUGUACUGUAUAUUUUAAAUGAUGAAAUAAAGCCAUUAUUUUA